CUGCUGCUGUCCCUUGCCUAGCUAGCUACCUACUGGUGCAUUUGCACCGAGCUCUCGGCUCAUCUAUCGCCGCUGAUGCUGUCGUCACAGCCUGUUUGGACAGCGAACGGUUCGCGUCACCGUUGUUAAUCACUGCCAACUCGUGCUAGCGGUGUCGGGAUCUCUGUGUCGUGCCACUUCUUAGCGCUAAAUCUGAUACUUCGUAGUUUUCACUCUUCUCUUCGAUCUUUCUCCGUGUUACGGUUUGGCCGUUGUACGAUGAGUCUGAAGACGUGUUCAGUUUGGUAUAAUACCGUACGACGACGUAUGUGACUUAUGCAGCCAUUAUUACUGUGACACACGCGCCGUGACGUGCCCGUUCUUUUAGUGCAUGAACAGCACGUAAGUGUUCCGUGUAACUAUGAUCACCACAUUAUUAGACUAUCAGCGUCGUCGAAGGACUACUAUAACGAUGCGUACGGCAACCGUUGGAUCGAUUCAGGGAAAUUUUUGGCCCCAUACAAUGACUUCUUGUGAUACACUAACUAAUUGCAGUGUACUGCUUAUACUUACUACAGCCUUCCGCUGCCUAGCUGCCCAGCAAACAGAGGCCUAUACGGAUUUUAGCCGACCUCACGCCUUUCCGACAAAUAUAGUCGACAACAAAACUCAAGCUGCCUUACAAGCUGGGUUUGUGCCCAGUCGGUUUAUUCCGCAGGGAGUAUGCGACUACUGCCUCGAGGAGGGAAGCGGUAAUCUGACAUCAAAUAACUAUCCGCUUAAGUAUCCUGCCAAUCAUGACUGCAUAUUCAGGAUAAAAAAAGCACACAAGAAUGUCUGCGCGGUUCGACUUACAUUCCAUGAUUUCGAUGUCGAACAUUCUGCACAAUGUCGUAAAGACAAGCUGAUCGUCGACGGCGUCAACUAUUGCGGCGAUGCCUGGAAAGGCAAUACUAAAAUAGUUCAGUUUUGGAAACGUGAUGAGGUCCGACUUAAUUUUGUCACAGACAACAGCGGCGCUGGUCGAGGUUUCUGGAUUGAGGCUGAACCAGUGUCGUGCGUCGAUGGUCGCGCCACCGGCGGAAGAGCUUUUCAACCGCACGAGUGUGAAGAGGUCUUCCGAAACAAGGAGUUCACUAUACAGACGGACGAUGACUGCACAUACUAUAUUCGUAAAGCCCCUCACAGCGGGGCCUGUGGCAUACAGUUUAGAGUGGCAAAUAUUGGCAUGAACUGCGACCACGACUAUCUGAGUAUCGAUGGCGGCCGCGACAAACUGUGUUACUCAAAGACGGUACCUUUUGAUGGUGACUUGAUGGUGCUAUCUACGAAGGGGCAUCCGGGUCGAGGCAAAAUUCGCGUGCGGCAAACCAACGAUUGCCCGCUCGCCCCACCGCCCCUAUGCGAUAUCUGCACUGAAAGAAUCUCUGACGAUCUCACCUCGUAUGGCUAUGCUGUCAGUCAGUAUUAUCGAAACAACCUGCUGUGUAAAGUGACGAUCUCGAGGCCGUCAAACAUGUUUUGUUCUGUUAAGAUGUUCUUCAAGGACUUUGAUGUUGAAGAAAGUUUAAAGUGUGACAAGGACUUUCUACUUAUUGGAGAUCAGCGCCAUUGUGGAAACGAGCUUUAUGGACAAUCACGUGUUCUCGAGUAUAACAACGAGGGCAAUGUCGAAUUAGUGUUCCGUUCAGACGGGCAAAAUUCUGGCAGGGGGUUUCAUCUACGCUUCCAGCAGCUGGCGUGCACAUCGCUCUCAAAUCAACCGACGCCCAAAGUGCACCGGUGCACCCAGACAUUUAUGUCAAGGGAAUUUACCAUACAGUCACCAGGAUUCCCUCAAAGCCACCCUGACAACUCCGAGUGCAAAUAUACGGUGAUUCGGGCCGGUCCUGAUAUCUGUUAUUUGGAACUUUCAUACGAUUCGUUUAAUCUUGAAGAAUCAAUAGACUGUUCUAGAAACUACCUAGAAAUUGGCGGAGAAAAACACUGCGGAAGUUUGCCCAGUGACCACAUGCAUGUAAUACCCUUCGUCGAAGGCGGCAAGAUCAUUCGGUUCCACAGCGGCGAUAAGGGCAGCCCAAAUCAAGGGUUCUCGAUUCAAGUCCGCCAGCUCGGAUGCGGGUCUCGCCGUAUCGGGACAAGCCCAAUAGGACGAAAACUUGAUGGAUCAGCUUGCAACAACGGAACGCCCUUCAUUGCGAUCACAUUCGAAAUUGAGUCGCCCGGUUAUCCAGAGGCGUACGGAAACUCUCAAGACUGCGUAUUCACUAUCCAGAAAAACAAUCCAAACGUCUGCCGACUUCAAGUGACUUUUGCGGACUUUUCGUUACCUGCCUCUGACACCUGCCAGGGAGACCACCUCUCAGUUGACGAUUUGCGCGUGUGCGGAGCUGUCGUGCCAGGCACUAUCCGUGUUUUCGACAUGAAGGAGGACACCAAGAAGAUUGAGUUCCAUUCAGACGAUAAGACUACCGAUCGAGGCUUUCGACUGUUGAUUAAGCAGGUCGAGUGUAGCCAAUCCCGGGACGCGGCAGGCGAAAAGACAAGUACUAGGGAACCUGUGCAAUGUGACCGCGUUUAUGCAACACGCGACGCCAUCAUCACAUCUGUUGGCUAUCCUAACUCAUAUGAAAACAACCUCAACUGCGUCUACACGAUUCGAAAGGCCGCAGCUUCGGUGUGUCGACUUGAGUUAGUCUUCCAGAAGUUCGAUGUCGAGUCAUCGACCGACUGCGAAUACGAUUACCUGCAAGUUGGUGCCGAGAAGCUGUGCGGAGUAUUCACUCAAAAUACGAGUGGUAUCUACGAGUUCGAUGAGCCUGAGAAGGCUCUUAAAUUUCAUAGCGAUGCGGCCAACUCACGACCUGGGUUCCAGAUCAAAAUGCGUCAGAUCGACUGCGGUAGACAGGAAGAGGAAGGAUCAGGCGGUUUUGAGGACUUUACAGAUACCCCGGCUGUGAGCAGCGUCGUACCUCGCAGGUGCGAUAAAGUGUUUACGUCGAAGCUGUUCGACUUAAGAAGUGUCGACUAUCCCAGUGGAUACCCUGGCAAUCUUGACUGUAAAUACAUCAUCUUCCAAGCCAACAGCAAUGUCUGUCGACUUGAAUUCACAUUUAUUGACUUUGACAUGGAAGCUAAUUGUGAAGCGGACUUUCUUGAAAUUGAUGGUGAACGUCUCUGCGGAAACCUGCUUGCGGAUACUAAGAAGGUUAUCCCCUUUCGUAGCGCUCAGAAGAUAGUGCGACUGCAUACGGAUCCAGUGUCUACGCGUUCUGGAUUUCAUAUAAAAGUCAAGCAAGUUGAAUGUCCUUCUAGUGUAUCUGACAAAACCGGCAGCGGCUUUGAUUUUAAUCGGCCGUGGAAGCCUGGCUCUAACGAUGGACCAGGAAGCAACUGGACUUUUGACGGAAUCGAUUGGAAUCGACCGGAUCAUACGGAUCACCGACCUGGCCACCGAGAGGAUACCCCAGAUUUCCCCCACAUACCUGCUGACAGGGGUACCGGACAUCAUGGCGAUGGAAGCCACGUUCUAGACCACAGUUCAAGUCCUUGCAAAUACGAGUUCAGCGAGCACUCGGGAGUGUUCUACUCGCAGAACUUUCCUGGGCCGUAUCCGAAUCGAAUGAGCUGCACAUAUAAAAUAUUCGCCAAGCCAGGUCACUGCAGUGUCGAAUUGAACUUUGUACAAUUUCGACUUGACGAAAUGGGCGCAAUACAUCCAUCAGAAACAUGCGAUCACGAUUACAUGGAACUAAAUGGAAUUAAAUACUGUCACCGUCAGCUCGAAGGACAGAUUCGGGCCCUGGAAUUCGAUGGUCAUCCUCCGCACGUGGAGAUGAAGUUUUUCACAGAUGAAGAAGCGCAUGGAAAAGGUUUCCUCGGAUUCUAUAGACAAAUGGCGUGCCGAGGAGGUCCUGGUGCGGGUCCUGGAAGACCGGUAAUUCACACUGAUCUAUCACCUGAUAGCAUUCGGUCUCAUCAGGCGGACAGCGGUGGCCACCAUGGCGAAAAGCGUCAACCAUCUUGCGACAGGCUGUACGCAUUAGCAGAAUUUAGUGUUGAAUCACCAGGACACCCAGGACCGUAUUUAGGCGGACUAGAUUGUAAAUACUUUGUACGGCGCCUAUCGCCCGACAUCUGCUCGUUGGCUGUCAGUUUCCAAACCUUCAACUUAGCCGAAUCUCCAGGCUGCUUCUUCGAUUACCUCGAGAUUGACGGAGAGAAAAUAUGCGGACAUGUAGCUCCAGGGACAAUCCGCAUGGUACCGUUAAAGGAUUUCCAAACUGGAUUUGUGUUCCAUUCGAAUCAGGGCGCUCCGCAAGGUAGUCGGCAGGGUUUUAUUUUAAAUGUCCGUCAGGUUCCGUGUGGAGGUAAUCCUCAACUUGGCGGAGGUGGGUUGUAUCCUCAGCAUCCUUAUGGAGGUAGCUUUCCGCACGAUCCACCCACUCUGACAAGAACUGAUGUGGGACCCCCAUUACCACCUCUGGAUAGAGGCAGUACAUCCUACCCACCACCUCACGAAGUGCAUCAUGGAUCAGGAGGUUACGCCGGUUCCGGCGGGUACGGAGGAGCUUUGGGUAGCUAUGGACGAUACGGGCCGAUGCGACCGCUAAGCGGGCCUACUGACUUCUAUGGCCCAUCGUAUAGCCCUGGCAGGUAUCAUCCGGGGGCUGGAAUGCCUACGCGGCCCGGUUCCUACCCUCAAGGGGGUGGCGUAGGCCAACACGGUUCAACUGGACACGGCCCUCACGGGCCUCAUGGGACAGGCCCUACUCCACCCGGAAAAGGACAGUGCGACCAAAUGGUGCAUGAGCCAUACUUCGAGAUUAAGUCGAACGAGUUUGUAGGCAAUCACAUUGACUGUAGAUUCACGAUAUACCAACAAAAUCGCAACAGCGAUAUGUGCCUCGAGGUCCUCUUCCUGCGCUUUGAAAUAAAUUGCGAAUUUGAUCAAAUGAGGAUCGAUGAUCACCAGUUAUGUGGAACUAUACCCCCGAACACCGUCAAACAGUACAAAUUUCAUGACUUUAUGAGACCCCUUUAUCUCUAUUUCCAUUCAUCGGCUGGUGCUAAAGCAAGUGACUAUAUCAUUCGCGGACGUCAAAGUACAUGUGACGAAAACUCGACCGGAUUUCAACAGCCGGGCGGAACUCCUACACGUCAUGCGGAGGAUCGCACAGACCCAUACUAUCCACAGCGACCUAAUUAUCCCGGACGACCGUACGAUCGUCCUGCACAGCAUCCUUAUGAUCGACCCGAGGAUAGGCCGUACAACCGACCUCAAAACCGCCCUUACGACCGCCCGUAUGGCAGGCCAUAUGACCGUCCCGGAGAUCGCCCCUCCGGUGAUCACCCAUAUGAUCGACCACAGGAUCGACCAUACAAUAGGCCUCUUGAUGCACCUAGCCAGCGGCAUCCCAACUGCGAUGCCACCUUCUCGGGUCUAGAGUUCAAGAUCACGUCACCCGGGUUUCCGAAUCCUUAUUCAGGUGGUGACUGUAAGUAUACAAUUCGGCGAUACGACAAGGCGACGUGUGCAAUUGAGCUGUAUUAUGAUCUCAUGGACCUAGAGCAAACGGGCAGUUGUAAUUCUGCAUAUCUGGAAAUCGAUGGGAAGCGUUUCUGUAAUAUGCCCGUGAACCAAAUCCAGAAAAUCAAUUUUAACGAACCUCAAAAUGAGAAGGUUCUCACCUUUCAUGCGGAUCGCAACGCCCUUUCGAAUCGUGGCUUCUCGUUAAGGGUGCGCCAGGUGACCGACUGCGCCGUCCAGGAUCGGCCGUUCGGAAAGGAGACUCCACUGCCCCCCAGUCCAUUGUGCGAUUAUUGCCAACGUGAGACGCAUGGCCAGUUUGCGUCACCCAACUAUCCGAGUUCAUACGGAGCUAAUGCGCGUUGUUCGUACCGAAUAGAACCAGUGGAUGGGUAUUGCCAUGUAGAAAUAUAUUGGCACGAUUUCGAUUUAGAAAGCUCGCCUGCUUGUCACAAAGAUAUGGUUGCACUUGAUGGAUCGUACUAUUGCGCCAAUGACUUGAAGAAAAAAUCAAGUAUUUUCGAUUUUCCAUCGGUCCGUCAUUCCGAGAUUAAAAUCAUGCUACAAUCAGAUGCCUAUGUAGAAGGCCGUGGCUUCCACCUGGAAUAUCGUCAGCUGAGGUGUAAAAAUUCGACCAACAUGGUGCCAGAGGCGUUGACCCUCCGUAAAGGCUUGCAGGAACAGACCGUCAAAACGGCUCUCUUCAUCAGUGGCAAGAAUGGAAAGACUGACAGUACCUCGAGCAGUAAUAAUGCUACGACCAUGGUAAAUGCCAACGCGACAGAACUAUCGGCAAAGCAUGGACGAAAGGCCGGAUCCUUUGAGCGUGAAGGACGUAACCUAAAUAGUACAAAAUCUCUGAAGACCCAGACGGCACCGUCCUCGUCUACUAUUGAGACGGAAGAGCACAGUUAUGCCCCAGCGUGGACUAAGUUUGCCAAACCAACACCCAUUUGGAGGUGAACAGUGAACAGAAACAGCUGCAGGUCGGAGCGAAAUGAUGGGCCAUUGAUCAUAAGUUACCAUAUAAAUGACAACGAUAGCAAUAUUUUGUAUUAUACAAGAAAAAAAUAAUUCAAUUUCAUAUAGUACGGAUAGUACUGCUAAUGUUAAUUUAUGAAGUACCUUAGUUGAUAAGCUGUAGAAAAUGAUGGAGGCCAAGGAGGUAACCGUGUUUUCAAAGCAUGCUGUGCACUACCAUGUACCGUAUCAUCAGCAUCUUCGAAGUGCAGUGAUAUUUAUUAAAAGGUAUCAGUGCACACUGUCAUUGCUGUAAGUUAAUUGAUGCUAUGAAAAUAAAACGCUGGUGUCUCGAAAAGUAAAGGAAUAGAUAUUUUGUGUUCACUUCACUCCCUAUCUUCUGUCAAAACAUCCAGACCGAAUCUA
Messenger RNA from Varroa destructor (honeybee mite), 6895 nucleotides. Its product is annotated as cubilin-like. NCBI's taxonomy places the organism in Eukaryota, Metazoa, Arthropoda, Arachnida, Mesostigmata, Varroidae. The record is from RefSeq and is a predicted model, not a curated record. Gene Ontology annotation, molecular function: serine-type endopeptidase activity.